GCUGUCUCAUUCUCUUAUUCCCUCUUCCCACUCUCUGUGUUUUUUUCCCUCCUCCUCAUUGCCUCUCCUUUUCUUUUUCUCCGCAUACAGAUGCACACGCACUCUGUCUCCCUCCUUCCCUCCGUCUUCCUCUCCUCGUAUCCACCGGCAUCUGCGCUGAGGAUCCUCCCUCACCAGCCUGUGGAUCCCUUCACUUGACUAAUUAGCCUUGAAGUGCUGUUGAAGAUCAUCAUAUUUAGCUUAGCGACCCAGCGGCAGAGUGCAGACAGAUAUAGACUGGGCUGGCUGGAGGCUGGGUGCCUGGCACUGUUGUGAGCUCUCUAUCGCUCUCUAUUCACACUCAGUGCCGAGGGCUUCUCAGUGGCAGAGCGGAGGAAGUGAGGGGCGGUUUUUUGCUUUGAAAGAGACGAGAAAGGGGGGAAAAAGGGAAAAAAAAAGAGGAGCGAAGCCGAGACCACAAGUCGACCACAGAAUGGGAGCCCAGUGCAGGAGCAAAUCCUCCUAGAGACGGAGAGUCGCAGGAGGCAGCGAUCACUGUGCAGCAGCUUCCAACAUACAGAGAUUUAAAGAUGAUCGGCGGUCAGCUGUCAGCGCCGAGGAGGGUGGUGCAGAGCUUUCCUGACGACAGAGGCCUGCAGAAGACCAGCACCUACAUUGUGCCAUGCUUCCUCUUCGUGGAGCUGGUCAUCAUGGCAGGGACCGUUCUGUUGGCGUACUACUUUGAGUACACGGACACGUUCCCCGUGCACAUCCAGGGCUUCUUCUGCUUCGACAAAGCCUACUCCAAGCCGUACCCGGGACCGGAGGACAACAGCAAGGCGCCGCCCGUCCUCGUCUACUCCCUCGUCACUGCCAUCCCCACUGUCACGAUUCUGAUCGGGGAAGUGACCAGUUUCUUUGUGAAGAGCGAGGGCGCUCAGGAGAAGACCAUAGUGACCGCUGACUGCUGUUAUUUCAACCCUCUCCUCCGGAGGAUCGUACGUUUUCUGGGUGUCUACUCCUUCGGCCUCUUCACCACCACCAUCUUUGCCAACGCAGGUCAAGUGGUGACAGGAAACCAGACGCCUCACUUCCUGUCCGCCUGCAGGCCAAACUACACGGCUCUGGGCUGCCAGUCUCCGCUGCAGUACAUCGCAGAGCGCAGAGCCUGCACGGGAAACCCAUACCUGGUGGUGUCUGCCCGCAAAUCCUUCCCCUCCAAGGACGCAGCGCUCAGCUUUUAUUCAGCCAUCUACACAGUGAUGUACGUGACCCUGGUGUUCCGGACCAAAGGGACUCGUCUGACCAAGCCCACCCUGUGCCUGGUGCUGCUGUCUCUGGCUGUGCUGGUGGGGGUGAUAAGGGUGACCGAACACAGAAACCACUGGAACGAUGUCGUGGCUGGGUUCAUCACCGGAGGGGCCAUCGCUGCCUUCCUGGUAUCAUGUGUGAUCAACAAUUUCCGGCCAACCCAGAUUGCUGCGCCACCUCCUCCACCUCCACAGCGCCAAGAACCCCCUAUGGGGAUGCCUCUUCUCACCCUGCCCCGCGUGGAGAGUCCACUCGAAAAGUUAAGUGGCCUCCAGGCUCCAGGGCUACCGUAUUCUGAGAUCACAUGACCAUCAGCCAAUCCCGUCCCCCACCCCCCCCGAUGUGCUCCUUCCCUCACGGCGUUGCCUCACCAGCGCAGUCUAGACCUGCCCACUGAAAUCCCCCCGCCCUGCCGCGCCCAUCCGGAGGGACGGCAUCCUCUCCGACGAGUCAAGUCCACCCAGGUUUGAAGGUCCACCAAUCACAGGAGGCAGAACAGCAACAUGUGCACAUGGCAAGCGUGGCUGUAACCUGUCAUCCGCUAAGGACCAAAAGGAGAUGGAUAUGCGUCCUUCCGUCCUCUUCUGACCUGUUUGUCCUCCAAGAUGGCCUCCUUUUUCUUUCAGGUGUAAAAGAACCAAUGAAAGACUCGCCAAAGCCAGAGCUGUUGAAGCAAUACUGUGUCCUAUUUGCUCGUCCUGUUUUCCCACAAACACCCUUCAGUGACUCUAAAGACUGUUGGCUGGUGAUGACUUGAUAAAACACUUGAUCAAAACAAAAAAACUCGGCGGAGCUGAGGGUUUUUUAAUGACGAAAGAAACUCCUAAUCACAGAUGUAUCGUCCUCAGAAGACCAUUUUGUAACACUCAGGACAAUAUAAUGGAAAAAAGGGACAAGAUUAAAAUCAAAGACCUUUACGUAAUCAAAAUGCAGGUACCGUCCAGUGUUAU
This is a messenger RNA of Acanthopagrus latus (yellowfin seabream), 2240 nucleotides long. Its product is annotated as phospholipid phosphatase-related protein type 5-like. The record is from RefSeq and is a predicted model, not a curated record. Gene Ontology annotation, molecular function: phosphatidate phosphatase activity. Lineage: Eukaryota; Metazoa; Chordata; Actinopteri; Spariformes; Sparidae. The transcript has 8 exons. The coding region runs from base 570 to 1598 and encodes 342 amino acids. Gene Ontology annotation, biological process: signal transduction; phospholipid dephosphorylation; phospholipid metabolic process.